GUGUUUGUACAUUUAGGCUGAGUCUCAAAUUUGUAACCCUGAGAGCAGGAGGAAUAAGACUUCAAGAGACAGACAGACAGACAGACAGAAAGACAGGAAAAACUCAGUCAUCAUGUUGAUUCUCCUAGCUGCCAUCUUUGCCAUUCACAUCAUCGGCAUCAUCCUCCUCCUGGUGGCAACCAUUGACAAUGCCUGGUGGAUGAGUGAGACUGUAUCCACUGAUAUCUGGGCCCGGUGGAUAUAUGCAAAGGGAGUGUGGAACUACACCGAUCUCCCCGAAAUCAGCUCCUACCCUCAGGAUUACCUCCAAGCAGUGCAGGCCAGCUCGGUGCUAGCUUGUAUAUUCUCCAUCCUGGGCAUCUUUGUGUUCGUGGCUCAGCUCUUCACCCUGGCCAAAGGACAGCGGUUCACCCUCUCCGGCAUCUUCCAGCUCCUUGCCUGCCUCUGCAUCAUGAUCGCUGCCUCCAUCUACACAGACCGCUUCCACUUAAAUGAGAAAGACGGCUGGUACGGCCACUCCUUCAUCCUGGCAUGGAUCUCCUUCGCUCUCACGUUCAUCUCCUCCAUCACCUACUUUGUCCUACGCAAGAAGACCGCCGACUAGAAGCGGCUCCAAUCAGCCCAAACCAGAACCCCCCCCAAAAAACCCAAAAUCAAAUAAAAAUCACUGGCUGGAUCUGCUCUUUCAGCUGAAAUCUGGUUUUGUUUACCUGGUGAACACGGCAAGCUCUGAAUGGCAUUUUUUUUUUUUUUUAAAUAUUUGCCUAUUUUGGAUAGCCUGCCACAUUGUUGAGGAAAAAUCUGAUUUAAGCUGCAGGUGCAAAUUCAGCCAUAGAUAUAGCAGCCAUGGGUUUAAGUCUCAAAUACUCGGGGUGUUUGUUUGAGCCUGCUGCCAGCUAGUCGGGGCUUCACACUGUUUGAUUAUCUCUGUAGUGAAAAAGGCAAGCCCAAUCAAUCACAGGUGUAUUUGAGCUGUAUAACCCAGAGUUUGGGCUGGAUUUCUUGAAGGCAUCACAGCACUGAGAGUAUUUUUGUUAUUCACGGAACGAAGAUAAACUUAGUGCUUGCGCGGUGCUCGGUUAAAUUAAGACCUAGAAAGGUCUCUGGCUUAAACCUAAAGCAGGUUCAACAAGGCUGUGGUCUUUUUUGUUGUUGUUGUUGUUGUUUUCUUGUAUAUUGUUUUGUUGUGCACAUUUAGGUAUGGAUAUGAGUGUCGGGUAAAAAGGGGGAGAGUUUAUUGUGUUUGUAUUUGUUAUUUUUCAUUAUUUUAUUGUUAUUCCAUGACUUUUAUUUCAUAUAUCUGCCCUGGUCUUAUAAAUGUAAAUGUCACUAAUUAAACAGAGUGUACGUUGUGAUCGCAUAGGGUGAUAAAGUACUGACCUGUGAACAGUCCUCAAAUACAAACGCUGCGUGUAGAUGUGUGUGUUAACUAAAGAUAAGCUUAUGUAAUGAUAUAGUGUGAAAUCAACAGUAUAAAAUGACUGAGACUGUUUUGUUAACUAAUUGGCUUUAGGUGAGAUACCAAAUGGGUUACACUUCACAAAUACAAUGACAAAUUAUGCUGAAUAUUGAACACUGUAAUGACUCCCAACCACCUGUUGAAGUGACACCUGAUAUAAAGUGGAACCUCAUUUUCUUAAGAGAACUUUUAUUUUUUUGAGGUUAGUGGAAUUUUGAAAGACUUUCAUAGCCUCUUUAUGUUUUUAAGGGGACAUAAGAGGGCGUUGAGCCUGUAAUUCAUUUGAUUCCAUGGAUUAAUCACUGCACCCUCUUAACAUUGAAAAUGUUCAGAAAUUAUUUAACAGAGGAAUGAGCUCUAAAGCAGUAAGAAUAAGACUAAUUAGAGUCCAGCUCUGCCUAUGCACAGAAAAUGAUUUCAGAGACAAUCAUUACUGGCUCUGAAUCACACCCAGCUAUAUAUAAAACUUCACAUUUUUGUCAUCGGCACAAUAAGAACUAAUGCAACUAAUCAAAUGUCUUGUAAAACUGUAAAUCCAGCUAUAAUAUACAUCACACCUUCACACCUCUUUCAAUUAACACUAUCUGUUCACAAAAUCAAGAUGAAACUUUCACGCAAAGUGACAGAAAGACAAGUGCCUCGACUCUCAAAGCGUGAACCAUGAUGUGUAAAUAUAUUUUGUUUCCAAUAAUGCUCUGUAUGUCUAAUGCUGUUUUAUUUUUGUUACUGUUAUUUCUCAUUACAGAUGCCAACGAUGAUGAUUUGUAUUAUAUUAAAACUUGAUUUAAAUUCAAUUA
Messenger RNA from Myripristis murdjan (pinecone soldierfish), 2256 nucleotides. It is a transcript of the gene emp1b, whose product is annotated as epithelial membrane protein 1. Gene Ontology annotation, cellular component: plasma membrane. The coding region runs from base 113 to 604 and encodes 163 amino acids. The record is from RefSeq and is a predicted model, not a curated record. Lineage: Eukaryota; Metazoa; Chordata; Actinopteri; Holocentriformes; Holocentridae. The transcript is spliced from 5 exons.